UAGGAGUGUUUGAAUUUCAUGGCUCUCACUAUUGAGCUGAAGUAGCUGUGGACUCAAAUCCCCAAGCACGUCACAAAACGUCGCUUGUGAGAACAUGCGUCACCUCGUUGACCUUGUCUCAGAUAGCGGUGCUUACAUGGAUGCUGCCUUGGCACCGACCUCUUUUACUACACUCAAAUUAUCGCUCUCGCUUCGGUCUCUUCAGUAUGUGGCCGAUUUCCCUAUGGUACGUACGCAUUCCCGUCGUUGGGCCAUCAUCGAUCGCAGUUGCGAGCUCGCAAGGUCAAUCGACGACGAUGACUAGCCGGACUCCGGCCGUCCAUACCUCUGACCUUUGUACAAUACAUCGCAGCUCGGAUACCAUGAAUUGAGUGGUAAUUUACGCAGGGAAGAGUCUGGUAUUUAGCAUCGUGAAACGUAUAUUGUAAUUUACAAUGAAAAAAAUAUCACGAAAAC
Molecule: messenger RNA, 456 nt
Organism: Cantharellus anzutake
Lineage: Eukaryota; Fungi; Basidiomycota; Agaricomycetes; Cantharellales; Hydnaceae
Exons: 1
Coding region: 141-371 (76 amino acids)
Source: RefSeq, a predicted model, not a curated record